GGGAAGCAGGGAGAUCAAAACAAUCACUGUUUUUAGUUAUGACGUUUAGUCAUGAGCAGUGUUGACUGCACUGACACGACUGGAUUACAUGUCAGAUCAACUCUGACGAACUGAUCCGGCAGUCAUCUACCUCACAGCAGCUGUUGGGAAACUGUUAGGAGUCAAAUUCCAGACGGCACUUUACCUCUGACAUCACUCCAGUAUGAGUGAUGGUGGGGAGGGAAACAGCAGGGCCGAAGAGAGCCAUGGAGCCAGGCAGCCCCAGGCCCCUAACGUCAAACCCAAACUCGGACAGAAUGACAGGAACAGCAAGGAGGAGCACCGGAAAAAAGAGAAAUCAUCAAGAGUGAGGAGAUCGAGGAGUUCUGACUCUGAGAGGACGGAAAGAGGGAGGAGAAGAGAGUCAGACAGGAACCGUGGAGAAAGGAGGCAUCGUGGAAGGAGCGAGGAGGGCCGUGGGCGGCGCCAGAGAGACGGAGAGAGCGAUCGGAGGAGGAUGAAACCCCCUGAAAAUGACGUGGAGGACACAGAGUGCGCUGUGUGCUUCUGCACUUACGAUAAUGUCUUCAAGACCCCAAAGCUGCUGGCAUGCGGGCACACCUUCUGUCUGGAGUGCCUGGCUCGCAUCAACGUCACCUCACCUGAGCUCAAGGCCCUGUCCUGCCCCGUGUGCCGAGAGGUGACUGAGCUCCCUCGCGGCCGGGACCUGCCCCGUCUGGGAAACAAUCGGGACAUCAUCAGCAAACUCCCUUCAGAUAUGCAGCGGGCGCUGUCCAUCCGCUUUAAGCGCAGCCAGGGUAAGCUGAUGCUGAAGAACCCUCCUCCCAACAGCCCGAGCAGGCCUAAUGUCGUCAGUCUGCCUACCAAGAGUCAAGACACUCAGGCGGCACCAAGCAGGAACCUCCAGCUAAGUGCAAUGGAGCAGGGGAUCACCCCGACCACUGUGGUGGAUGUAGGCAGACCUCCGAGCAGGAUGAGAGGUCGCCUGCGCAGGAUGUUCCGUUCAGAUCAGUGCUACUACGCAGUGGUUGCGACCAUCAUCACCAUCACUGUGGCGCUCAUGCUGGUGGGAAUUCUGGCUUUUGUGAUCAUACCCACUGUGUCCUUGAACAACGUUCGUCCCCCACGUCCACAAUCAAACAACACUUCACAACAAAAUCCAUGAACUAGAGAUGCGUCCAUGUCAAGGACAGGACUGUGGAGGGUGAUGGUUGGGGAGAUGAAGUGGACAAGGAGAGAGAAUCACACAAAACUUCCAGUGACCCUUGUUCCACUUUGCACACCUUGUGUUUAUAAUGGUGAAGUACAAACUGAGCUCCUUCAAGCUUGGGUCACGUGGAGAAAUGAAGGAAAACCAGGAGAGCAACAUUUUUUUAAAAACAAAAGAACU
Messenger RNA from Pundamilia nyererei, 1390 nucleotides. It is a transcript of the gene rnf183, whose product is annotated as ring finger protein 183. Gene Ontology annotation, molecular function: ubiquitin protein ligase activity. Gene Ontology annotation, biological process: protein ubiquitination. Bases 203 to 1165 code for a protein of 320 amino acids. The transcript has 2 exons. Lineage: Eukaryota; Metazoa; Chordata; Actinopteri; Cichliformes; Cichlidae. The record is from RefSeq and is a predicted model, not a curated record.